CAUCUCAACGUGAAUCCAUCGUCGUAGUUUCCCAAUUGACCACCAGACAAGGGGGUCUAACCCCGAACCUGCUUGGUCCCAAUUCCCCCGGAUUUUCUCUAAUGAUGUUCAUGCACCUUCCCGUCACCGGAAUCUAAUCGCACGGAGUUACCGACGCUGAUUACAUACAUAACUCAACAUCUUCUGGUAUUAGUGAUUUUGUGCAAAAUCGAAAGAGUAGGGCAACCCGGGGCUUCCCCUCACCUCUGAGAAUUUUCGACAAUGAACCUCUCAACCCUCGGCGUCCUCGCCGUCAUCCUACCUCUUCUCUACAUGUACACGGCCUCCGUCGCGCAAACGCGCCUACCCACGCUACGCAACAAGCGCAUCUGCCUCCUGAUCGCACAUCCCGACGAUGAGGCUAUGUUCUUUGCGCCUACCGUGCUAGCCCUAACUCGCCCCGAGUCUGGCAACCGUGUCAAGAUCCUAUGUCUGAGCUCUGGAAAUGCCGACGGUCUCGGUGAGGUCCGUAAGAAGGAGCUUGUAAAGAGCGGCUUGUUGUUAGGCCUUAAGCACGAGGAUGAUGUUUUAGUUAUAGAGAGCCCCGAUUUCCAAGACUCCAUGAGCAUAACCUGGGACGCCAACAAAAUCUCCUCCCUCCUCACCUCCGCCUUCGUACCGAACCUCACGAGCCAAAAAUCCUCCUCCAACACCAACCCCACUGCCAAUAUCGACGCCCUCCUAACCUUCGACGCGAACGGUAUAUCCUCCCACCCGAACCACAUAUCCCUAUACCACGGCGCGCGCGCCUUCGUCUCCUCUCUAACACGAGGGAAACCCGGCUGGGCCUCCCCCGUCGACUUGUACACACUAACCACAGUCUCCUUGCCGCGCAAAUACCUCGGUUUCCUCGACGUCUUUGGCACAAUAUUAUCAUUGAUCGUGGGUGGCGGAGGCGGGCGUAAGAGCGACAAAGGCAACCCAGGGGCACUUGUCAGCAUGAGCUCGUUAGUGGGCGGGGGUCGCGAGAGCUACAGCGUGGCGCGGCAGGCUAUGACAGAGGCGCACAAGAGUCAGAUGGCCUGGUUUCGGUGGGGGUGGAUCGCGCUGAGCCGGUAUAUGUACAUCAAUGACUUAAGACUAGAGAGGGUCAAGUCGUGACAAUCCUUACUCCGGUGGAAAAUAGUGAUUAAAGCCAAUAGUAAGUAUAAUUAUAUAUCACGCCAUAUGUAUGAGAAUAUGAGACACCAAAGAGAGCGAUUUGUAUAUACUGGAUAUAGUUUUACAUCUAUAUAGCAAAGACCUAGGCACCAUUGCCUGAAGGGCUGCAUUUCAAUUCUUACCAGAAA
Molecule: messenger RNA, 1328 nt
Organism: Annulohypoxylon maeteangense
Lineage: Eukaryota; Fungi; Ascomycota; Sordariomycetes; Xylariales; Hypoxylaceae
Product: LmbE-like protein
Exons: 2
Coding region: 262-1140 (292 amino acids)
Biological process (GO): GPI anchor biosynthetic process
Cellular component (GO): endoplasmic reticulum
Molecular function (GO): N-acetylglucosaminylphosphatidylinositol deacetylase activity
Source: RefSeq, a predicted model, not a curated record